AUGGCGAACGCCGACGAUUUUUCGGGAAAAUCGCCUCAUGUUGCUGUCCUACCCGGCGCCGGCAUGGGUCAUCUGACUCCGGCCCUCCGGCUAGCCGCAAUGCUAUCUUCACGAGGCUGUCUCGUAACUCUAAUUGCAGUCAAGCCUACUGUCUCUGCUGCUGAGUCCACCACCAUCUCUAACUUCUUCUCCACCUACCCACAUAUCAAUCGUCUCGAUUUUGAAAUCCUUCCCCGUAAGCCCCCCAGUUCUACCAACGACGACCCUUUCUUCAUUCAAUUCGAAGCCAUUAGUCGCUCUGUUGUUCACCUUCUCAAGCCUCUCUUGUUAUCUUCCUCUCCACCUCUCUCUGCUAUCUUCUCUGAUUUCACUGUUUCCAUGACUCUCACUCCUAUUCUUGAGGAACUCUGCAUACCCAAUUACGUUCUCUCCGUUACCUGCGCUAGAUUUCUCUCUCUCCUGGCUUACCUUCCUUACUUGAUCAAUGAAAACUCUCCGAAAUUCGGUGAAUCCGAUGACUAUGUGCACAUCCCAGGUUUAUCCCCACUGCCUCUGUCAACUAUUCCUCCACCAUUCUUCAAUCCAACUCUGUUCUUCACGUCGUUUGCAAUAUCGAACGCUCUGUUUCUACCGAAAGCGAAAGGUAUUUUGGUAAACACCUUUGAGCGAUUCGAACCCGACACACUCGCUGCACUCAACAAUGGCAGAGUCUUAAGUAACCUCCCACCUGUUCACCCAAUUGGCCCAUUAGAGCCUUACAAGCUCGAAAAAGGAGAACAACUUUCAUGGUUAGACGACCAGAGUGUUAAAUCUGUGGUGUACGUUUGCUUCGGAAACAGAACAGCCAUGUCAAAGGACCAAAUCAGAGAACUUGGAGAUGGGUUAGAGAGAAGCGGGUGUCCAUUCUUGUGGGUUUUGAAAUCCAGCAAAGUAGACAAAGAAGACACCGAAGAGAUUGAAGAUUUGCUUGGCGAUUCGUUUCUGGAAAGGAUAAAAAACAGGGGAAUCGUAGUGAAAGCAUGGGUAAAUCAGGAGCAAGUUCUAGCACACCCUGCCAUUGGGGGUUUCGUCAGCCACGCUGGAUGGAAUUCGGUGAUGGAAGCGGCUCGGUACGGCGUGCCGCUGUUGGCGUGGCCUCCACACGGCGACCAGAGGGUGAUUUCAGAGGUGGUCGAGAAUGCUGGGUUUGGGGUGUGGGUGAGAGAUUGGGGUUGGGGUGGAGAGAGGGUGGUGAAAGGGGAAGAGAUUGGAGGGAAGGUUAAACAGCUGAUGAGUGAUGAGAAGUUGAGGAAUAGAGCUAUGGAGGUUGAGGAAGAAGCUAGGAAGGCUUUUCAAGAUGCUAAUGGGAGCUCUGAGAAGGCAUUGAUGGGAAUUAUUGAAACGUUGAGGCUUGCAGAGACUGCCUAA
Camellia sinensis is the source of this 1407-nucleotide messenger RNA. Its product is annotated as UDP-glycosyltransferase 708G1. The record is from RefSeq and is a predicted model, not a curated record. Gene Ontology annotation, molecular function: UDP-glucosyltransferase activity. Lineage: Eukaryota; Viridiplantae; Streptophyta; Magnoliopsida; Ericales; Theaceae.